Juglans regia (Persian walnut) is the source of this 1576-nucleotide messenger RNA. RefSeq names its product serine/threonine-protein phosphatase PP2A catalytic subunit. Lineage: Eukaryota; Viridiplantae; Streptophyta; Magnoliopsida; Fagales; Juglandaceae. Gene Ontology annotation, cellular component: cytoplasm. Gene Ontology annotation, molecular function: protein serine/threonine phosphatase activity. The transcript has 6 exons. Gene Ontology annotation, biological process: mitotic cell cycle; peptidyl-serine dephosphorylation. The coding region runs from base 399 to 1319 and encodes 306 amino acids. The record is from RefSeq and is a predicted model, not a curated record.
AUCGUUGCAUUUCAUUUUGGCAGCCUAUUUCUUUUCUUCUUCUUCCGUUUCUUUAUCCUCUGUCUUCUUUCUCCUCAUUAUCAAAAAAAAUAUGGUUUUUAUUCAAUUUAUAUUUUUUCCCAAAACAGAGAAGAAACACACACACAGCUGCUAGGAAUACUCGUGAGGUCGUACCCGGACCGAUCUCCAAAACGAUUCGUUUCGUUCCUCUGCCUCGCGCGUUUCAACCCGAAACCCUAACCCUUACAAGUUACUAAUCUCUUUUUCGAUGAGUUUUCCUUUCGACUGAGUUCUAGACAUCGGUCCGGCCGGUUCCCUCUACGCGGCUUUCGAUCCCUGAAAUCGGCGAUCUCGUCGGGGUGGAUCUGAGUGGUAAGAGAUAGAGAGAGGCUUUUACGAUGCCCUCGCACGCGGAUCUGGACCGUCAGAUUGAGCAUCUGAUGGACUGCAAGCCGUUGCCUGAGGCCGAGGUGAAGACGCUCUGUGAUCAGGCCAGGGCAAUUCUGGUUGAGGAGUGGAACGUACAGCCGGUUAAGUGCCCCGUGACGGUGUGCGGUGAUAUCCACGGCCAGUUCUACGAUCUCAUCGAGCUGUUUCGGAUAGGAGGGAAUGCUCCCGAUACCAAUUAUCUCUUUAUGGGCGAUUAUGUAGAUCGUGGCUACUACUCAGUUGAGACUGUCUCACUUUUGGUGGCUCUGAAAGUUCGUUACAGAGACAGGAUCACAAUUCUUCGAGGGAAUCAUGAGAGCCGGCAGAUAACUCAAGUGUAUGGUUUUUAUGACGAAUGCUUGAGAAAAUAUGGAAAUGCCAAUGUGUGGAAGUACUUUACUGAUUUAUUUGAUUAUCUACCCCUCACCGCCCUUAUUGAGAGUCAGAUCUUCUGUUUGCAUGGAGGUCUGUCACCCUCUCUAGAUACGUUGGAUAAUAUCCGAGCUUUGGACCGUAUACAAGAGGUUCCACACGAAGGACCAAUGUGUGAUCUCUUAUGGUCUGAUCCAGACGACCGCUGUGGGUGGGGAAUAUCUCCACGUGGUGCUGGUUAUACAUUCGGACAGGAUAUAGCUGCUCAGUUCAACCAUACCAAUGGGCUGACAUUGAUUUCAAGAGCCCACCAGCUUGUCAUGGAAGGGUACAACUGGUGUCAGGAAAAGAACGUGGUGACUGUAUUUAGUGCUCCAAACUAUUGUUACCGUUGUGGGAAUAUGGCUGCAAUACUAGAAAUUGGGGAGAACAUGGACCAGAAUUUUCUGCAGUUUGAUCCGGCACCUCGGCAAAUUGAGCCUGACACCACACGCAAGACUCCCGAUUAUUUUUUGUAAUUUCAUAUUUUUGCCUGCUGCUUGUAGCCCCUGUUCUUCUGCUAUGUUAUUGUAGAUGUGUCUUAAAAAGAGAGGAGUUCUGUUGUUUAAGAUGAGGGUCAUCAUCAACAUGAUUCUUUUGUUGGAGUUUGUGCUGCUGCUUUAUUGUUUUUCUUUAAGAAACUCAUAGGAGAACUGACAGAAGCCACCAAUGGCCUGUUUUCUUGUAUAUUUUCGGAAGGAGGAAGCGGCAAUAACAUGGUGUAUUUCUUCUGUAA